Messenger RNA from Vitrella brassicaformis, 2965 nucleotides. The record is from the annotation of a GenBank genome assembly. Lineage: Eukaryota; Vitrellaceae.
GCCAUAAUUCUUUCGACAUGCGAACGGCAUCAGAAGGGAUCCGAAGAGAUCCUUCUUUCCUUCGGAUCCUUCUUUUCCGCGGUGGAAGACGCCACCAGCGAGUGGACCGUUUCCUCGAUAGAUCCUUGAUGAGGAACGCAUCAUGAGCAGCAUGGCUAACCAUGGGCGUGAGUCAGCAGGUACUAGAGAGGAGAGGAACGGCGUUGACAGCGAUGACAUCGAGCACACCAUGGGUGCGCAAGGAAGAGCAAGAGGCACAGACAGACAGACAAGCAGCUAGGGCAUGAAAUGAUUCAUGCGUGUGGCCCGCGCGCGGUGUUUGUGCAGGUGCGCUUUGCCUCUCUGACCACCAGCAGCAGCGGCAGCACGAGGAGCGUCCUCCUCCCGCGAGUGUGGACAUCGACCGUCAGGAUCCUGACGAGAACGACUGGGACAUCAACACAGAGCAGAGGAGAAUCGAAGACCAAUGGAAGGUCCGUCCGUUCACACCCACUAGUGCCCAUUGCAUCUGCCUGUGUGAGUCGAUAAGCGAGGGGCGUGUGUGUGUGUGGUUGUGUUGUGUUGUGUUGUGUUGUGCAGGCCCGUCUUGAGUCGAUUGACGAUGCGUAUGCGCGGCUGCUGACAGUGAAGCGGACGGUGUGGAAGUCCGAGCACACGCAGCGGGUGUACGACCUCAGAUACAGAGAUCGAGACAACCCCGCACUGCACGCACACAAAGAGUGAGCGAGCGAGCGGCGGUCACGCAGACACACACGGACAGACACGUUCACACGGAUGGAUGGAUGGAUGUGUGGAUGGAUGGAUGUGUCCGCAGGUCGACAACGGUUGACGGCUAUCGGUCCAACUUCACCGACCACCUGCAGACGCUCAUGCCGGACGGGGCGAGAGCGCUCCCCAGAGGCGCCAGAGUGCUCGACUUGGGCGCAGGUGCGUACCGUACGUUACCUGGCGGACACAUGGGCACCCACCCAUCGAUGUGCAGCUAGCAAAGGAUGGAUACGCCCGUGUAUUGUAUGUGUGUGUGUGUGUAAUUAGCACCCGGCGGGACGAGCAAGUUCUUCUGUGAGGACUGCGACUGCGAUGUGUUGGGGGUGACCAUAGAGACCGACAGGAAGGGCUUCAAGAUGCUCUACAGGUGAGUCCAGGUGAGUGCAGGUCGAUCCGAUCGAAUCGAUGGCAUACAUGUACAGACGUGUGCGUGUGCGUGUGUGCAGCCACCGGAAUCUGUUUGUGCUGUUUGAUGACUUGGCGCAGGAGAUCGACGAGCAGUUCGACCGGUUCUGCGCCAGGCUGGAGGGAUUCAGACCUGACGUAAGCACAUGCCGGCAGUCAACACCCGCGUCUGUCGUGUGUGUGUGUUCACCAGUGAGUGCGCCUGCAGGUGUUCAGGAGGCGUGGCGAGGUCAAAUUCAAGGUCGUGCAUUGCGGUAAGUAAGUUGCCAUCCGUCCAUCCAUCCAUCCAUCCAUCUCUGUGUGUGUGUGCCAUGCCAUGGGUGGUGUAGGUGCGGUGUUGCAGUCGGCCAUGGUGAAGCACCUGCUGCACAUCGAUGACGACGACCCCCAAUUUGACGAUCUCGUGGGUUGUGUUGAUUGAGUGUCCAUCUGUCCAUCUGUCCAUCUGUCGACUCGAUGUGUGUGUGCAGGCGCGAGAGCGUCAGAGGAUGGCAUACAGGACCCGCAUGACACUCAUGAAGAGGCAGCUGCAGGUACCACACAUGGAUGGAGGGAUGGAGGGAUGUGUGUGUGUGUGUGUGUGUGUGAGUGUCUGUGCGCAGCUGGCGCUGCUCUACCUGGAGGAAGGCGGACACCUCAUUUGGAUCUUCAGACCUGGUCAGUCACACUCACACGUCUUGGAGUGCAUUGACGUGAAUGUGUCCAUCCAUCCAUCCAUCCAUUCAUGCGUGUGUGUGUGCGUGUAGGUCACAAGGAGAUCGUCGUGUUGGCUCACCUGCUGCCCCUCUUCACCUCCUUCGCCAUCUUCCGCACCAACUUCCUCAUCAAGAGCCAAAUCAAAAUCGCACUCUGUGAGCAAUCCGCCCCAACACAUACACACCCGUGUGGGUACCCACACACACCUGUGGGUACCUCUCUGUGUGCAGUCGGUUUCCGGCCCUCCCAGCCGCGCACACGGCAGCAGGACGUCACGCCAUCCGUAAGCGAGUCGGCCGAUGGCUGCCCGCAUCAAUGUCUGUCCGCACGUGUGCUUGCUGUGCAGGAUGGCGAGUAUUCUGUGCCGGCUGACUUCCCCUUCCCUGUGCGCAGCAGACGGGAGGCACACAGGCAUGUUCACACGCAAAGAAAGCGACACACCAGCCCAUCCAUCCAGCCGUCCAUGGCAUGGCUGCAUCGGUCAGGUGGCUGAAGAGCAUGCGGUGUGACGUUGACGGCUACCCUGAGGACUUCGACACUGACAAGACACGGGUCAGCGUACAGAGACACACAUGGGAACAAGGGACUAUCCAUCCAUUCAUCUCUCUCGUGUGCGGGUCUGCAGGACCUUGCCGAGCGUGUGUACCGGUGUAUAUUGCAGCCCCAUGUGACGCCGCUCUUCGCUGAGCAAUGCAGGUUCCUCGAGUGGAUUGAAGAGGAGGCGACAAAGGUAUGUAUUUCUGGCCACGGCUGUGUGCGUAUGUGUAUGUGUGUGUAUGUGUCUGAGUGUGUGCGUGUGUGUAGGGUAGCGGUGACGAGGAGCGUCUGUAUCAGCUGGCGCUGCUGCUGAUAGCCUGCCCCAAGAAGGAGACUUACAUGAAUCCAUCAUGACACCUCACCUGCCCACGUAUGCACCGUCGUGUCUUCGUAUGGUUCGUGUGUACAGACAGAGACGUGUGAUGCAAUCGAUCGUCCGUCGUGAGUGUAUAGUAGCCCGCCGUCUUGGCAGACGGAUGGAUGGAUGGAUGCAUUCAUUCAUUCAUGUCUUUGUGGACCAUCAAGUCACCGAUAUCGAUGAAUAUAGACCUUCGAAGAA